Messenger RNA from Atta colombica, 648 nucleotides. RefSeq lists its product as uncharacterized. Bases 175 to 648 code for a protein of 157 amino acids. The transcript is spliced from 2 exons. The record is from RefSeq and is a predicted model, not a curated record. NCBI's taxonomy places the organism in Eukaryota, Metazoa, Arthropoda, Insecta, Hymenoptera, Formicidae.
GCAAAGGGCACAUUAGACGAUUUUUCGAAGAAGAUCGAAAUGCGGCUGCUGCGAAGGACGAACAAUACGUAUCUUAAUGAAUACUAAAACAUAUGAGAGCGAAAACAUUGUAAAACGAUAACAUAACAGAUAAAAGAUAUUGAUACUCUUUUCUCUUGGUAUAAUAUAUGAAAAAUGGGGAAAUUGAAGAGAAUACCGAAACCGUUUAUAAAAAUUAAACGUCUCUCGAGAAAAAGAAAAGUAAUUCCAUUGGAUCAAGAAAUUAAGAAACAUGUACGCUGGAAAGGGAAACGAGAAAUGCACGCUAAGUUGGAGGCUACAAUAAACUUUGAGACUUUGAAAAUUACAGCAGACCCACAAGUGGAUGUAGAUUACAUAAAAAGCAUGUCAAUAAUGUCAAUUUAUGAUCGUAAUUAUAGAAGUCCCUUACAAGAAAACAUUUUUGAAGAUUCCAUGUAUAUCAGAUCCGAUAUGACGCAUGAGUUAAACAAUUUAAGUAUCAUCGAUGAAAGUGAAGACGAUUGUAUUGUAAAUGCGCCGCAGCGGAACAUUGGAUCUGAUAUUUUACAGAAAACUUCUUUCCUUUAUAUAAGCGACAAUAGUGAGCCAAAUAUAUACGAUAGAAUAAGAAAUAUUGUUAUGUUGUAA